AUGGAAACCGCAAAAAUGGCGUCCGCAUGUUCAUCUCCAGACAUUAGUCUAAUGACCAAUGCUACCAGGACUAGCAGCUACAUGGUCAGAGUUGAUGACUCUGAUGAUCUCAAGAGUCUUUGCACAAAAUACGUCCCGUUCUGGAACACUUUGGACAAUGACGAUAUCAAGGUUAAUAGAAUUACCAUCGCACUGACAAAUAGGGUCUACAAGGUCCAAAUAACUCACCCAGAAGAUGGUACUCUAAGAGUACAAAAGGUGUUACUCAGAAUUAUAUCGGCUGAUAAGACAAUCUUGUUUGAUCUGGACCACCAAAACGAAGUGCUUGAACUGCUGAGCUCCUAUGAGUUCGCACCCAAACUCGUUGCAGUAUUUCCAGGUGGACGCAUAGAGCAGUGGCUAGAUGGAUUUGUUCUCGAUACAGAUUCUCUGCAAAAUCUAUCUAUAGUGACAUCCAUUGCGUCCCUCUUGGGGAAAUUUCACAGAAUUGUUAGCAUGGUCGCCAAGCCGUCUUGGAGCAGAAGACCAAGCAUUGAAAGGACAAUUGAAAAAUGGAUUCCACAUGCAAGGACAAUCGUAAAGGAUAAUGGAUUAAAUAUCGAGGUGGAGGAAAUGUGCAGAGCAUUUGAUAUCUACAAGAAGGUGAUUGCUAAGCACGCCGAGACGUCGCAGUCCUUCUCCAACAAGGUCAUGUUUUGCCAUAAUGAUCUGCAUAUUAAAAACAUUAUAGCAACCUAUCACGGAUUACGCCUCAUUGAUUUUGAGUAUUCCGGCUUCAAUUACGUUGGAUACGACAUUGCCAACUUUUUUGCAGAAAUUACCUUUUGCUACGAUGUCGACAUUCCACCAUACUUUAGAGUUGACGAAUCGCUUGAGCUUUCCAGGGAUCUCAAGGUCCUUUUCGCCAGUGUAUACCUUUCUGAAGUUACCAGCUCAAACGUUAUGCCAUCUGAUUCUGAGCUUGUUGAAGAGUUUUUGAGAUCAAUCGAAAUUCAUUCUCUUGGACCAAUGCUGUUUUGGUCCUUUUGGGGAAUACUAAUGGUAACUCAACCAGAGGCUAACGUUUGCUUUGACUAUCUUGCAUACAGCAAGAUCAAGUUUGAUGUUUUCAAGAGGAUACUGAAGAGGGUCACUGUGGAAUACACUCUGGACUAG
Theileria equi strain WA is the source of this 1155-nucleotide messenger RNA. Its product is annotated as choline/ethanolamine kinase, putative. Bases 1 to 1155 code for a protein of 384 amino acids. Lineage: Eukaryota; Apicomplexa; Aconoidasida; Piroplasmida; Theileriidae. Gene Ontology annotation, molecular function: choline kinase activity; ethanolamine kinase activity. Gene Ontology annotation, cellular component: cytoplasm. Gene Ontology annotation, biological process: phosphatidylcholine biosynthetic process; phosphatidylethanolamine biosynthetic process. The record is from RefSeq and is a predicted model, not a curated record. The transcript has a single exon.